CUCUCUCUCUCUCUCUCUCUCUCCACCUUCAAUCUCCCUCUCGCCGUUUCGCUUCGCUUCUUAACACCUCCGCCUGAAUUAGCUCUCCUCUCUCGUUCUCAAUUCCGAAAACAUGGCUCUACCUAACCAGCAAACCGUAGAUUAUCCAAGCUUCAAGCUCGUCAUUGUUGGUGAUGGAGGCACAGGGAAGACUACUUUUGUGAAGAGACAUCUUACUGGGGAGUUUGAGAAGAAGUAUGAACCUACUAUUGGUGUGGAGGUUCAUCCAUUAGAUUUCUUCACAAACUGUGGCAAGAUCCGUUUUUACUGCUGGGACACUGCUGGACAAGAGAAAUUUGGUGGCCUCAGGGAUGGAUACUACAUUCAUGGUCAAUGUGCCAUAAUAAUGUUUGACGUCACAGCAAGGCUCACAUACAAGAACGUUCCGACAUGGCACCGUGAUCUCUGCAGGGUGUGUGAAAACAUCCCGAUUGUUCUGUGUGGGAACAAAGUUGAUGUGAAGAACAGGCAAGUGAAGGCAAAGCAGGUGACAUUCCACAGGAAGAAGAAUCUGCAGUACUAUGAGAUAUCGGCAAAGAGCAACUACAACUUUGAGAAGCCCUUCUUGUACCUUGCUAGAAAACUGGCUGGGGACCAAAACCUUCACUUUGUGGAGACACCAGCUCUUGCUCCACCAGAGGUUCACAUUGACAUUGCUGAUCAGCAGAAGAACGAAGCCGAGCUCUUACAGGCGGCAGCCCAGCCACUCCCUGAUGACGAUGAUGAUGUCUUUGAGUAAAUCUUCUAAAUGUCUGCUGUGGGAAGCUCUAGCUUGUUCCUUUUGGUGUUUUCUCUAUGUUUGUUUUGGUGUUACAUAUAAAUCAAUCGAGUCUUUCUUAUAACAAAAAUUAGGGAAAUAUUUUUGGAUGGUUCUGUUGGUAUCCAAUGAAAAUAUUAAGAAUCAA
Molecule: messenger RNA, 944 nt
Organism: Arabidopsis lyrata subsp. lyrata
Lineage: Eukaryota; Viridiplantae; Streptophyta; Magnoliopsida; Brassicales; Brassicaceae
Product: GTP-binding nuclear protein Ran-1
Exons: 5
Coding region: 113-778 (221 amino acids)
Biological process (GO): protein import into nucleus; ribosomal subunit export from nucleus
Cellular component (GO): cytoplasm; nucleus
Molecular function (GO): GTP binding; GTPase activity
Source: RefSeq, a predicted model, not a curated record